This is a messenger RNA of Theobroma umbraticum, 1642 nucleotides long. Its product is annotated as alpha/beta-Hydrolases superfamily protein. The record is from RefSeq and is a predicted model, not a curated record. NCBI's taxonomy places the organism in Eukaryota, Viridiplantae, Streptophyta, Magnoliopsida, Malvales, Malvaceae.
CCGAAAUCAUAUCCUGGACUCAAUCCAAAAAAUCCACGUCAGCGACCGCAGUUAAUUUCGUUUCCAUUUUUUUAGUUUACGUGUACGAAGUCUCCCGCGCGCUCUAUAAAUACCCCAAUUGGACUACCCUGAAUUCUCUCCCUUUUUGUCUAUAAUCGUUAGUUUUCUUCCUUUAGCUCCAUUUUAUUGUAUCUAUAGAUUUUUAUUUUUUUUUCAUUUUCAUUUUUUCUAAAUUUUAGUUUGAUUUUUUUGCCAUCUCUGCCAUGUCAACGGCGGGGGAGAUGGAGCAAUUGACAUCGGGAGCGAGCAAUCGGAUAAUCCCGAUCCUAAGAACCCUAAGAAUUCUUCUCAUAUUCAUUCAAUCAGCAAUCUUGUACCUCCUCCUCCUCCUCUUCCCUCGGCGCCGCCACUCUCAGACAGCGGUCUUGGGGGUUGAGGCUACUGCUGCUGCGCCGCAAUCGCCUGCUAAAACCGCGAGGCGGAGGUUGGUAUGGAGGCGAGAAGAGGAGGACACUUUGAGAAGGAGAGCCUUGGCGGAGGGUUUGGACAUGGGGUUUGAAACCGGGGACGGAGAGAUUCGGUGCCGCUGGAGCACGUCUCUGUUCUUUGGGGUUCGAAGAAAUGCCUUGUUUUGCCGGUCCUGGUUUCCGGCUACUGGUGAAUUGAAGGGCAUUUUGAUCAUUAUACAUGGCCUGAACGAGCACAGUGGAAGAUAUGCUCAAUUUGCAAAGCAAUUAACCUCUUGCAACUUUGGUGUAUAUGCGAUGGACUGGAUUGGUCAUGGUGGCAGUGAUGGAUUGCAUGGAUAUGUUCCCUCGCUUGAUCAUGUUGUUGCAGAUACUGGGGCUUUCUUGGAAAAGAUCAAAUCAGAGAACCCUGGUGUACCUUGCUUCCUUUUUGGUCACUCGACCGGUGGAGCUGUGGUUUUAAAGGCAGCUUCAUAUCCUCAUAUUGAAGAAAUGCUGGAGGGAAUUGUGCUGACAUCUCCAGCUUUGCGUGUUAAGCCAGCACAUCCAAUUGUUGGGGCUAUUGCACCUCUUUUUUCUCUGGUUGCUCCCAAGUUCCAGUUUAAAGGUGCUAACAAGAGGGGCAUCCCAGUUUCAAGGGACCCCGCAGCACUGUUGGCCAAGUAUUCUGAUCCCUUGGUAUAUACUGGUCCCAUAAGGGUCCGAACAGGGCAUGAGAUAUUGCGCAUUUCAUCUUACUUGAUGCAAAACUUUAAGACUGUGACCAUCCCAUUCCUUGUUCUCCACGGAACUGCAGACAAAGUGACUGAUCCACUCGCCUCCCAGGAUUUGUACAAUGAGGCAGCUUCUAAGUUCAAGAACAUAAAGCUCUAUGAGGGCUUCUUGCACGACCUUCUCUUUGAGCCGGAGCGUGAAGAGAUAGGGCAGGAUAUAAUUGACUGGAUGGAGAAGAGAUUAGGUGCCGGAGCUGAAAAGAUUGGUUGUCUCUGGUAAAUGAUCUAGCAGGAUAGAUUUAAGUGUUGUCUUUUACACAAAGUUAGACAAAAGAAUGUAGAUGUUUUUAGAAAGUUCAGUUCAACCACCUGCGUUUGGGGCUCUGGUACCCGGUUUGUAAUCAUAUUGUAAUUAUAUAACUGUUAUUUGUAGUGGUUUGUUUGGAAAAUAUCUUCAUUUUA